UACGAUUAAGUAGCAGUUGCUUUCGCUGAUGGGCCCAGUGAGGGGGGCAUUGUCCCUCAGUUCUUACCAACCUCAGGUGUGUACAUCUAACUUAUUAUCUUCUUUUUUCACGCAAGCCUGACCUCAGCUGUCCAUUUCUUAUUCAUUCAGGGCGCCCCUAGUGGACUUGGCGGUGCUCCUUUCUCAAACCAGAACAACUCUGAACGUUAGGGAAAAUAAGGGAAGACCACCUGAGCGAACCGACCGAAGGGACUUUACUUAUCCGAACCGAACGUUAGCGGCUUAAGCUAAGCCUAUCACGAGCUGCGUUGCUGCUUGAUCGGCGGGGAGGAAGAUCUCAAAGUAUGGGGCAAAGGAUCAAGCGCUUUGACUUUGCUUUGUCCCCCGGGAUCCACCACAGGUUGGGUUUGAGAGCCGUGUGAUGGGUGACUAUCUAGCACGGUUCAGAGAGCACGUGUAUGUAGUCUGCGCUGGUGAAUGGAAGCCCCCGCCGCAAAAAAGAAGCGGCUCUUCCCACGGCUCUGUCACCAUUGACUCUAUUUAUUAUUAUGGUAAAUCAUUGUAUCAAGAUGUCAAUCUUAGAUCUUAUUUUAGUUCGAUACGUCCACCUACGAAACUCGCCCUUGGCUUUCGUCUCGGUAGGUGUAUUAUUCUACAUUUUCCCAAAAGGACAUUCAUUCAUUUCUUUCUUCCCGGGCGAUCACCACGACUAAAACGAAAACAAGACAAGAAAUCAAGACCCGUACUACAGGAAAAGGGCUGGUGGCCGACAUUUGGGAAAGUCGGGCCGAUCGGGUGUCUUCAUUCAAGCGAGGGUACAGAGGAAGAACGAAACGAAGUGAGAGGCCGGGGGGCAGGGAAAAGAGUCGAGUCGAUCGACCAGGAGAAGCAAAACGAAAUCCGGAUUUGGCCGAAAAAGAUGCAACGUUAUGGAUACCAUGACCGAUCACCAUCGAGAAAGAAGAAUUUUGAUAAAUCACUUCGGGUGAGCGGGGCCUUCAAGCGGCCUCAAUACGCCGGGGUUGUAAAUGACAUACCUUUCCUUAUGGGAAAUGCCGCCUCCUUACUAAAAAGGAAUAGAAUCAAGUUAUUUUUACCAAAGAAGUCCCGCUCUGACGGCCCGACGAGUCAUCUACUAAAAAGGACCCUCCCCGCUGUGCGCCCCUCCUUGAAUUAUUCGGUCAUGCAAUACUUUUUUAAUACUAAGAAUAAAAUGCAUUUCGACCCCGUCCUAGUUCUCAAUCAUUUCGUGGCACCGGGUGUGGCUGAACCAUCUACGAUGGGGGGAGCGAAGGGAGGAAGCUUAGAUAAGAGAAUACGCUCUCGCAUCGCUUUUUUUAGAAAGCUCUACCAGCGAGAAAAAGUGUUUGGCCCGAGCCAAAAAGAGGUUGAUCCACUUCAUUCGCCAAGCGAAUGAUCUUUGCUUCGCGGGAACAACAAAAACCACCAUAUCGCUCUUUCCUUUCUUCGGUGCUACCUUGUUUUUUCCAAGGGAUGGGGUUGGGGUGUAUAAUAACCCUUUUUUUUGAGUAUGCCCGGAAACAACUCCUAGCUCAAUUUGGGAUCAAAUGUAGGAACCUCAUGGGUAAGGAUAAGGUAAUGGAAUUGAUAGAGAAAUUCAUAGACCUAGGUAGGAUUGGAAAAUUGAUAAAGGGAAUAGAGAUGAUGAUAGAGAUCAUACUGAGAAAGAGGAUAAUUCCGUACGGGUACAACUCUUAUUUGAACGAAGUGCAAAAAAUGCGAUCUUUUUUGUCUAAUAGAACAAACACUAAUACCUUAAUUGAGUCGGUAAAGA
This is a messenger RNA of Triticum aestivum (bread wheat), 1795 nucleotides long. RefSeq names its product ribosomal protein S3, mitochondrial-like. The transcript has a single exon. NCBI's taxonomy places the organism in Eukaryota, Viridiplantae, Streptophyta, Magnoliopsida, Poales, Poaceae. The coding region runs from base 422 to 1417 and encodes 331 amino acids. The record is from RefSeq and is a predicted model, not a curated record.